AUGCUGACGAAGCGGGUGCCCUCUCGCCCCUCCUGGCCGAGCGGCUGGGAUGAGCAGUGUGCAGACCGGGCGCAGAAGGCAGGGGGACCAAUCCGGAUCUCCCUGCCCGACGGCCAGCAAGUGGAGGGGGAGUCCCUAAGAACCACGCCGUAUCAAGUGGCAUCACAAAUCAGCCAGGGCCUGGCUGAGGGUGCCGUGGCCGCCAGGGUGAACGGGGCCCUGUACGACCUGGAUCGCCCCCUGGAGAGUAACGCCACCUUGGAAUUCGUAGGCUUUGAUUCUCCGGAGGGGCAGGCGGUUUUUUGGCAUUCCAGCGCCCACGUCCUGGGAGCGGCAGCGGAGCGAUUCUACGGAGCCCUGCUGUGCCACGGGCCCAGCACAGAGAACGGCUUCUUCCAUGACAUGUACCUCUCAGGCCGAGCCGUGCUGGGCAGCGAGCUCCCCGCCGUGCAGGAGGCGUGCCAGUCCGUCGUGCGAGAGCAGCUUCCCUUCCAGAGGCUGGAAGUGUCCCGCCAGGACCUGCUGGAGCUAUUUAAGUACAACAGGUUUAAGCUGCAGGUGAUUGAGGAGAAGGUGAAGUCACCGACUGCUACGGUGUACAGGUGCGGGGCGUUAAUCGACCUUUGCCGAGGUCCCCACGUCAGGCACACGGGGCAGAUCCGAGCGCUGAGGAUCCUGAAGAACUCCUCCGUCUUCUGGAAGGGCAACCCCGCCCUAGAGUCUCUGCAGCGGGUGUACGGGAUCUCCUUCCCCAGCCCCCUCCAGCUGGAGGAGUGGGAGCGGCUCCAGGAGGAAGCAGCCACCCGUGACCACCGGAGGAUUGGCCAGGAGCAGGAGUUGUUUUUCUUCCACGAGCUGAGUCCCGGGAGCUGCUUUUUCCUGCCCAGAGGCGCACACGUCUACAACACCCUGAUAGACUUCAUCAAGAGCGAGUAUCGGAAACGUGGGUUCUCGGAGGUGGUCACCCCUAACAUCUACAACGCCAAGCUCUGGGAGCUGUCUGGCCACUGGCAGCACUACAGCGAAAACAUGUUCUGCUUCCCCGUGGAGAACGACACCUUCGCCCUCAAGCCGAUGAACUGCCCCGGUCACUGCCUGAUGUUCGCUCACCGGCCCCGCUCCUGGCGGGAGCUGCCCCUCCGCCUGGCCGAUUUCGGGGUGCUGCACCGGAACGAGCCCUCGGGGACCCUGACCGGCCUGACCCGGGUGCGGCGUUUCCAGCAGGACGACGCUCACAUCUUCUGCACCCUGGGCCAGCUGGAAGGCGAGAUCAGCGGAUGCCUGGAUUUCCUGCAGGCCGUGUACUCGGUGUUCGGCUUCUCCUUCCGCUUCUACCUCGCCACCCGCCCGGAAGGAUUCCUGGGGGACCCUUGUGUGUGGGAGCAGGCCGAGCAGCCAUUGGAGAAAAGCCUCAAUGACUUUGGGCAGCCGUGGGAGCUGAAUCCAGGCGACGGAGCGUUUUAUGGGCCCAAGAUUGACAUUCAGAUCAAGGACGCCCUGGGCCGAUACCAUCAGUGCGCCACCAUUCAGCUGGACUUCCAGAUGCCCAUCCGCUUCGACCUGACGUACAGCAGCAAAGAUGGCAGCACGCGCGAGAGGCCGGUGAUGAUCCACCGGGCAGUGCUGGGCUCCGUGGAGAGGAUGCUGGCCGUGCUGGCUGAGAACUACGGCCGCAAGUGGCCCCUGUGGCUGUCCCCUUGCCAAGUCAUGGUGAUCCCGGUGGGACCCGACACGGAGGCCUAUGCCCAGGAGGUCCGCGAGACGUUCCGCCAGGCGGGGUUCAUGGCCGACGCCGACACCGACUGGGGUACCACCCUGAGCCGGAAGAUCCGGAAGGCCCAGCUGGCUCAGUACAACUUCCAGCUGGUGGUGGGCCGGAAGGAGCUGUCCCGCCGCACGGUGAGCGUCCGCACGCGGGACUCCAGGCAGCACGGGGAGCGCGGCCUGCAGGAGGUGCUGCACAGGCUGCAGGAGCUGCGGGAUGCCCGGCUCAGGAACGCAGAGGAGCUGCUCUGAGCCCGUCCCUGCUGGCUGUGGCCCUUGCCACUGGUUCGGCACCGCUCCCGGCCCAGGGAGGCGACGCCCGCCGCUCUCCCCCAGCACCGUCCC
Messenger RNA from Pelodiscus sinensis (Chinese soft-shelled turtle), 2109 nucleotides. NCBI's taxonomy places the organism in Eukaryota, Metazoa, Chordata, Testudines, Trionychidae. The record is from RefSeq and is a predicted model, not a curated record.